AGUUUCAAGUAAGUCAGUGUUUCUAGCGUACCUGGACCGAACGGGGGAAUAUUUUUUUUUUUUUUACAUUCUAUUUUGGAGUUAAAUCCAGGAAGUAAUUAGAAGGUUCUGUGUGUUUUCUCUCCUACAUCAGCUUUUCAAGGCGUAUGCCGUGCAUGUGUUAUCGGGCUAGUGAGUAAUGUUUAUAAACAUUAACUAUUUUAUGUUAAUUUUUAAAAAAAAUAUAAUUGACAUGGACUGUUUUUUUAAAAAAAUCACAAUGGAAUAUUUCCGAUGUUUUACCGCUAGCCUCUUUUCCCAGUAUGAUACAAGAACUAAAGCUAGUAGCAGUCAAUACAUGUAGUUUUAGACGUGGUUAUAGUCAUUGCAGUCACUGUAGUUUUAAGAGCCCAGUGGCGUAGAAGAAGGGAGGUCGAGGGAUUGACCCCAUUGGGUGGCACUGUUUACAGCUGCUACAAAGCACAAAUGACGAAUCCAGAAAAGCCCGUGUCAGCUCUGUACCUGGAGUUGUACAAUCCAUUCUCUGCACCUAACAGAGGCGUAGUGAGAGUGUUUGGCGCCCGGGGACACGAUUCGCGCCCGGGGACAAGAUUUAUUUUAAAGCGCCCACUUUUCUUUUUUCCCCACUCUCAAAUCCAUUAUUUUCAUCAAUAAAAUAAUAUCAAAGCUCAUUUUGGCGCCCCUAACUAGCUGGCGCCCGGGGACAUCUGUCAAUUCCUACCCUAAUAUAAAUCAUAAAACACUGUCAUUGUAUAACAUUAACUAAACAAAUAAGGUGUUGAAUCCUAUUGGAAACGCCAACGGUGGCGCUUCUGUUAGAGCAAUGGCGUGUAACGCGUCACAGUCUGCAGAAAUAGCUUUGCAGUCCAGUAAAUUUUAUUUUGGGUUGAAAUGAAGCUUGUCUUACGGAAAUCAUGAGUUUACUUGCAAUUAUUAUGCAAAUGGCAUUCUACAACAACUUGCGAUUUGAAUAUAAAUUUGCGCGAGCUGCGUGUGCAUGUAUAUAAAUAUAAUUGGUAAGAGUAUCUCUCUUAAUAGAUAAUACACAAAGUUCUCUGUGUUCGCAGUUAGUACACAGCUGAAAUUUGUCCAAUUCUUAAGGGACACAAAAGUUUGUUCAAAUUUAGCAGGAUAUUUUUAAAUGUCAUCUAAAUUCAUUGUGAAAAUUUGAUUCGAAGCUCGGACGAUAAUAAUGAUAGCAUAUCAACAAAUCCCUUCUGUCUUACCACAGAGUACAUGUAAAUCAGUUUUAAAACUUUAUUGACUAUUUAACUGUUAGCUCAUGCCGUGCACGUUGUAGAGAUGACGUGUGUGUCUGUGUGGGUCUGUGACGGGUCUGUGACGGGUCUGUUUGGGUCUGUGUGGGUCUGUGACGGGUCUGUGUGGGUCUGUGUGGGUCUGUGUGGGUCUGUGAUGGGUCUGUGUGGGUCGGUGUGGGUCUGUGGCGGGUCUGUGACGGGUCUGUGUGGGUCUGUGUGGGUCUGUGACGGGUCUGUGACGGGUCUGUGUGGGUCUGUGUGGGUCUGUGUGGGUCUGUGACGGGUCUGUGUGGGUCUGUGUGGGAGAAAUCUAAAACGUACUGAACAGCAUUCUGAUCCAACGACAAGCCGGCGGGUGGCAAGUCUAGCAGUGUGAUACGUUCGUCCAGAAAACUAAGAUAACCACUUGAACACUUGAAGCAUCUCGAGUGAUCUUUUAGUGUACAAUUAAAAGAUAACGCCAAAAAUAAAACACACCGUUUUGAUAAGCGCUUUGUUUCUUUGUUUUGUUUUUUUUAUUCGGAUGGGAAACUUUAACCAUGGAUUCUUUGCCUCGCAGGCUAGGCACCACCGAUAAUGAAAAAUUCAAAAUUGAAGAUAAUGGAAAAUAUGUUCAAUGAAACUGUCUCUCAGUUAUUUAAAAACAAUAUCUUGUUGCAUUAUUGUAUCAUUUGAUGAUACAGAAUUUAUCGAUUUUAACUUGACAUUUGGUUCAGUUUUUUUUGUUUUUUUCCCUCGGGUGAACUUUUAUCAUGAUCGCUGUAGGUUCAUUGAUUUUGAAAGAGAUAGUGCGGUACGAAUUGAUGUGAAACAAUGAAACAAAAGACAGCCACUGAUUCUCAUAUAUUAAAGUACACAACUAUAUCAGAUUAAAUUUGUUAUAGUGAUAAAAUUUUGAUUAGGAGAUUCCAGGUUUUAAAGUUAUAUUUUCCUUUCGAGUGAUAGCUUUUUACAACCUUUUGUAUGAUGAGAUAUGGGGUAACUGACAGAGGCGUAACCUGUUGAAUAUAUUUUUCUUCUGCUUUGUCCCUCUUCCUUUUCGCAAUCCCCCCCCCCCCCCCCAAACUCCACAUGUUUUAUAUUCAUUGCACUAAGUGAAGAAAAGGCUGUCAUGCGUGACGUGUGAACUCAUGUAAAAAAAAUAAUUUGGGAGCAUCUAUCAUAUUAAUCAAUAGAGAGCUACUGGUUUGGUGUAGGACUAUCUGUAGCCCGUUUUAAUUCACUUCGGCUACUAUAAAGGAAUCAGCUUAUAAAAAUAAUACCAUUAUUCAAUCAUCCGAGGAGCUAACACCAGGAAUUGGGGCAAUAUGGCUAGUACUUUUUUUUUUUUUACAAUCUUAAAGACCCUUUGAACUAGUUUUCAUGAGUGAUAAAUAAAUUAAUAGAUAGCGAAAACCUAAAAUACUGAAAUGAUAAUAUACACAUACAUGCAUACAUAUAUUAUUCGUGUUCUGAUGAAAAAAAUACAAUUAAUUUUGCAUGAUUUUGAAAAUAGUAAUUUUGUGGAACAAAAACUAUCCUCAUGGUAAAAUUAUGCCCACUUGAAAUUCCUUUAGGUAAAUACUGGUAUGUUGAUAAGUUUCUUCGAACUUAAUGUUAGAACUUUCCGUAGUCUUGAGACUAAUGUUUCGUACGGGCCAAUAUCCAACGUCUAUGGAUGUUUCUCCUUGCAGCUCAUCUUGACAUUUUUAUCACAAAUAUAACCUUCUCAUCUCAACAGUUCAUGUCCAUUAACACAGUUAUAAGGAUGCCAAGAACUAUGACAACAACGAUGACAAUAACUAUGACUAUAAAGACGACGAUAAAGAUGACCACAACGAUAAAAUAACAAAUGACUACAGCCCACACGAAACGCUAAAGAUGUCUAUGCCCAAGAGCAUAACGAUGAUAUUAACAAUUACCAUAACGAUGAAGAUAACGACGACUAUAAACCUCAAUGAACCACUCAGCGCUGCACCACCGGAUGAAAUAAUUAUCCACCAUCCCAACGACCCAAUGCACCACAUACCAUGGGGGCGCGGACUGACCGUCCCACACACACAGAGCCAUGUAAACAUGAGAAUGUGAAACUGUAUUAGUGAAAGAAGAAGACGUUGAGCAGAGAUCAAAGCAUCAAACGAAACAAGACAUGAACUUAAAAUUUUAUUCUGAACAUUACACAAUUAUUGUUAUUGUAAAUGAGACCUGAAAUCUUUCUCUUUUUUUUUGUUCAGACAUGACGUCAACAUUAUCUACCAGAACAUUGAUUUUUUCCGUCGCUGUCUUGGCUGUCACGAUUUCUACCUGUUCAGCCUCAUGGUAUCCAAGUGUAUGUAAGUACACAAAUGAUAAAAAAAGAAUUGUAUUGUUAAUUUAUAUAUCAAAUUACGCUUGGUUGUAUAGCUUUUUUUUCUUACUCGCCACUAGCCUAAUUUAAAGACUCAUUCUUUGGUAACAAGUUUAGUUAGACUUGACUUUUGUGUACAGGGAUUAAACAUAAUACGUACACAUAAGGCAAAAUAAUGAUUGCCACUCAGUGACAUUAUGUACACUUUAAAUUAAAAUUACGCCAAAACAAAAUGAGAAGAUUAGUAGUUUCUUGUGUACACCUCUGUACGAAAUACAGAGUUUAAUAUUUCGAGUGCUGAAAUUGUCUCACAGAUUACUUGGAAGACUACUGUGGCCGCUCACUCACAGUCCGUAAUGACGUGAUCAUCAAAAUUUCACGCAGAGUCUAUUUACCAAGCAACUGGAUGUGCUCUUUGACCUUAAUGCCUUACUCUGGGUAUGAAGUCGUGGCGUCGUUCCACAGCUACUCCAUGAGCAGCGCGUACACCUACUCUAGCACCUGUGUGUACGAGGCCAUACAGUUGAGCAGUCUAAAUAAUCCAAACAUUCUAGGUAUUUGGUUUUAGCAACAUUAAAAAAAAAUAAUUAGAUCAGAGAAAAAUCUGCGGACAAAGCUUAUUUCUAGGGUUCGAUAUCUAAUCAGUCUUUUUUGGGGGGUUUGAUUCUAUAUUGUGAUUUUUUUAAAAAAAAUUGUUGGUCAUAUUCUUUUUUAUUUAAAAUAUGCACGUAAUAUGCGUGUACGCCAUUUUAAAACAUCAACUAAUACUUCUUAGAUCCGGGGUAAAACUUGAUAUUAAAAUAUCACAAUUUGUAUCUUCUAUCGGCUGUCAUUUAUUAGCUCAAAAUGCAUCAUCAUCAUUCAGAUACAGUACCGGUACUCAUUUGGGUAAUGGCCCAUUGGACAUGUGCCCUGUGGGCCACGUAACAUGUAUACUUACCUCUAUAAUUUAAUUGAAGGAUUGUUCUUUGCGUGUGUUUUGGUUUCAUGCGUUUUCAAGUACUUGACAUUUUAACGUUGUAAGCUUGCUAACUUUGUGUGUGUUGGUGUGUGCUCAAAAAAAAAAAAACACAGGACCCUAUGGUUACUGCAAGUCAUACUCCCCGUCGUCACAGUACCACUUGACCAACAUUGGCACGCUUAGAUUCGCAACUGGACCAUACAGUUAUCUGAAGCCACCGUCGAUACAGCUUGUCGUAAAUGAAGUGUACAGCAAAAACACCACGGGCUGUAAGUACCACGUCUUUCAGUGUCUCACCGUGCAGCUCAAAAUUGUAAGUACCACGUGUUUCAGUGUCUCACCGUGCAGCUCAAAAUUGUAAGUACCACGUGUUUCAGUGUCUCACCGUGCAGCUCAAAAUUGUAAGUACCACGUCUUUCAGUGUCUCACCGUGCAGCUCAAAAUUGUAAGUACCACGUUUUUCAGUGUCUCACCGUGCAGCUCAAAAUUGUAAAUACCACGUGUUUCAGUGUCUCACCGUGCAGCUCAAAAUUGUAAGUACCACUUGUUUCAGUGUCUCACCGUGCAGCUCAAAAUUGUAAGUACCACGUGUUUCAGUGUCUCACCGUGCAGCUCAAAAUUGUAAGUACCACGUUUUUCAGUGUCUCACCGUGCAGCUCAAAAUUGUAAGUACCACGUUUUUCAGUGUCUCACCGUGCAGCUCAAAAUUCCUUUAAAUACUUUGCACCCUUCAUCAUGUCCUGUCACAGUAAUUUGUAAUGUUUUAUCAGCAAGCUUGGCUUUAAAAUGAAGAAAUGAUAUAAUGUCACCACCAAACUGGGUUUGAAUUUGAUAUUGUGAAUCCUAAAAUCUAUGCAAAGUCCACCAGAAAUAUAAAUUCACUCCUAUGGACGAUACACAUUUAAAAAAAAUUUAAUUACUUAAUUUAUUCAGACAUUAUCAGAUUAAAGACUAUUUAAUACUAAAGAAACAGCCUUUAGGUCUCAAAAAUCAACAAGUAACGCCAAAAAACACACACACAAAAACAACAGAAAACAAGGAAAAAAACAUUUACAAGAUACCGUCAUUAAAGGGAACCAAAACACAAUCCUAAGUAAAGUAGUAAAUCUAAGGAUAGCGUGGAGGGCCAAGGAAGUGGAGAUGAGUUUCUUGAAUCAAAACUUUCAGACUUUUAACACUAAGUGGACAAAGUGAAAUCGGAAUAUGUCAAAAGAAAUUUAGUAUUAAAUAUGUAUAGACGUUUCUUUUUUUGUUCCUCAAGUCUUACACAGUUUUUCUGGUGGACCAUGAAUGUUUGUUUGUAUGUCAAUCGGUUUUUAGUCUAAGUCAGCGGUUCUCAACCUGUGGAUCGCGAUCCCUAUGGGGUCUAACGACCCUUAAACAGGGGUCGCCUAAGAUCAUAAAAACACAUAUUUAUGAGGUAGCAACGAAAAUAAUUUAAUGUUUGGGUGUCGCCACAACAUGAAGAACUGUAUUAAAGGGUUGCUGCAUUAUAAAGGUUGAGAACCACUGUUCUAAAUCAUCAUGUUUUACAAAUGACUUCAACAUUUCCCCCCAACUCCAUAAUAAACCACGAAAAUUGCAACAACUUCCAGAUUGUACCGGUGGCAGAUUUGAUUGCGGGGGCCGUAGCAACCAGUGCAUCGACCAGCAGCUCACGUGUAACGGAUAUGACGACUGUGCUAAUGGCGACGACGAGAUCGGAGGUUGUACCAUCACCAUCGCCGCCGGGGUCAUCGGGGCCAUCGUCGCUGGUGUCUUUAUAUUCGUCGUUCUGGUCAUUGCCGUGUCUUUGCUUGUCAGAAGGCAGAGGUUAAGGGUUGCCUACGUACAGUACCAGUAAUGGAGUCAGUUUGCAAAAGUAGCGGACGACGUCAUACAGUUUGUUUGGCCCCGAGGAAAAAGAAAUGUUGACAGCACGUCUGUCAAGUUAACAUUCAAACACAGUUAAAUGUGUGUGAACGAACUAACUUGGCAAAUACCGAAUGGUUAAUGUAAAUUUGGAUUGAGAAAACAGUUAGCGAAAUCCUGCCUAAAAUUAUUUUGUUUUAAAACUUGGUUGAAGAAUGCGUGGCACAGGAGACUUAGACGGAGACCCAGGGGAGACUUACAGGAGACUUACCGUAUAAAAGACUUACAGAAGACUUAGGGAGGCUUACAGGAGAUUAGGGGGAGACUUAAAGGGAGACUUACGGGGGACCAAAGCAGCUUGAAAUCUCUGGCUUUUGUUUGUGAAGAAAUUUAAAUGAGGAAUGAGAUGAAAUGAUUACAAAGAGUAGCUCAUAAUUUUUUUUUUAAAGUAAUAAAAACGACUUCUUUUGAAGCAAGGUGUUUGUAUUUCAUUUGAACGUUGAUAUGUUUUCCAAGAUGAAAGAUGAAAUGCUAGAGCCCAGUGUUACUUCCAGUAUUUGAUUUAGUUUUUUGGUACAUUCGUAUUAUUACAGUUGUUAGAAAUAAUUCGUAGUUAAUCCCCACUAACUGAUACUCAUUUGAGGUGUCCACUCUGGUCAUAACAACUUAUAAAAAUAACAGUGAUAUCAGUAUAGGAAGAAAGGUAACAGCACGCAAAUAAGAGUUAAAUUUCUCACGAUUAUAAUGACACGAGUUUUAAAG
Lymnaea stagnalis (great pond snail) is the source of this 7159-nucleotide messenger RNA. NCBI's taxonomy places the organism in Eukaryota, Metazoa, Mollusca, Gastropoda, Lymnaeidae. The record is from the annotation of a GenBank genome assembly.